Cherax quadricarinatus is the source of this 1848-nucleotide messenger RNA. The record is from RefSeq and is a predicted model, not a curated record. Lineage: Eukaryota; Metazoa; Arthropoda; Malacostraca; Decapoda; Parastacidae.
ACAUGCAAAAGGAGUUGCAAAAAAUGACAAUCUUUGUAGUGGUAAAAGACCUUGGGAUUUACCUCGUCUGCGAACUCCGCCGUCAGUGACCGUCGUAAACCAGACUUCAGUUUUAGUGAGUUUCUCAGCUUGGACACGUGAAAAAGAUGAUGGAUCUAAUAACAUUAUUAUUAUAAGUUACCGCCUUCAGUUCCAGAGGGAGGAUAAUGACACUUGGAUGGAUAUGAAAACUUUGAGUGCCAUUGUGGUGUCAGGCCUGCGUGAAGAGUUGAUCGAACACCUUGAUCCUGGUUACAACUACGUGAUGAAGGUGCUGCUGGAGACUGUUCUUGGUGCUGCUGAUGGCUCCACCAACAAAAGAGUUCACAAUGUUACCUUUUUUACUGAAUGUGUCGAUCCAGUAGCUGGGAAUAUUGAGGUUGAAGUCACCAAUCACUCUGCUGUUGUGAACUGGACAGAUCCAGGGAACCAUGAACGAUGUGGUAUACUCUAUCAGGUGCAACUGAUAAACGGAACGUCCAAGAAAAUUUUUCAGAACGAGAUAAUUCUACGACCACCUUUUGACCUGCAGAAUCUGAAGCCUGACACUCAAUAUAACGUUACAGUCAUCGCCAGAAAAAAUGGAACAGGAGAGUUAUUUGUUAUCAGUAAUGUGUUCUCUACACUUCCAAAUGCACCCAGCCAGCCCGUCGUGUCAGUGAUGAGUGAAGCCGUAAGAAGACUCGAUGUGUCCUGGGUACUGCCUCAGGACUCCAGUAGGGCAGACUCAUAUGAUGUGAAAUAUCAGGUAAGUUGCAAGAAUUUUUGCUCUCUUCAGAAGUUUCUUGAUCCGAGGAAUUGGAGUAAUUCCUUCAUCGAGUCAAACCUGGUUGCUUCCCAUUCUUCAGGCGCUGUGACCCAUUCUGGUUUAGCGCUUUCAAAUGAAUACAGUAGUGUGAAAAUUACUGUUGUAUGUGACAUCUUCACUUAAGCGCUUCGCUAAACACGAUGGUGGUUUAAAUUUCAUGGAGCGCUAAGCGCGUAUGGGCGCUUAUUUAUGAUUACAAUAAUAUUAUUAUAAUCAAAAAGAAGCGCUAAGCCACAAGGACUAUACAACAUUACAAUAAUAAUGGACAGCAUAUCAUAUUUUGCAGAUGAUGAACAUCAUACACAUGUGGUGAGGCUUCAUAUAUAUAAAUGUGGUGCAAAUUAUGAGACUUUAUACAUGUGCAAAUGAUGAAGCUUCAUACAUAGAUAUGGUGCAAAUUAUGAGGCUUCAUAAAUAAAUGUAGUGCAUAUGAUGAGGCUUCAUACAUAGAUGUAAUGCUUUGUGCACUGAUAUUGAUAGUUUGGUUGUGCUGUGAAUACAAAUAUUAGUAUACGUGGUGCUGCAUGCACUCUAUUAGUAAUAUGAUGGUGCCAUAUACCGUUCAUAUGCUGUAGAGCAGUUCCCCUGAACGAAUCUACCUGGACUUCCUACUCAUUUCUGCAAUAUUGCAAACCAUUGAAAAUGUAUUGAUUGAAACACGAAAGGCCUAGAGCUAUCAUUCAACUCCCCAUGGGUAGUUGGAUGUAUUGGGAAGAUUGCGGGAAUAUUUUGAGGAACUGCUAAGUGUUGAUGAAGAGAGGGAGGCAGUAAUUUUAUGCAUUGGCCAGGAGUGAAGAAGAGCCGGAUGUGAGUGUGAGGAGGUGCGUGAGGCAUUUGGGUAGAAUGAAAGGGGCUAAAGCACUGUAACUGAUGGGAUCAUGACAGGAAUGUUAAAAGCAGGUGGGGAUAUAGUUUUGGAGUGCUUAGUACUUUUUCUCAAAUGUAUGAAAAAGUUGAAGAUACCUAGGGAUUGGCAGAGAUCGUGCAUGGUUCCUUCAUAU